CAGCAACAGACUUCAAGUUCAACAAUUCCUAAUAAUGUUUUCUACAGUAACAAACGUGUUUGCUCUCUCUUUGAGCAGAAAACUGGGUAAAUUCCAGCCAUAUAGGAAACUUCAAUGUAUUCGACAGAUAUUUUUCAGAAACUUUAAGAAAUCAUGCAGACAAUGGCAUUUAUAUUGUUUGCCAGCUCCAAUUGGAACAGUAUAUGCUUUCAGCUUUGGGAAGUCAAAAGAAAAGAAAGCAGAGGAAGAAAAGCCAGAUGUAUUAAAAAUUGUGAUAGAGACUGCUGACAAGUUAUACCUUGAGUACAAAGUCCAGGAGCUUUACGACUACCUCGUUGAAUUUAAAGACUGUGAAAAUGACGAGGUCAUGUGGCGACUGGCGCGAGCAGCCACCGACAAGGGCAAGGCCAGCAGUGAUCAAAACGUCAAGAAAGUCUGUAUGUACGAGGCGUUUGAAUAUGCGAAGAAAGCAUUGGAGCUGAAUGACAAGAACUUUGCUUGUCAUAAGUGGUAUGCUGUGUUGCUGGAUUACACUGGGGAGUAUGAAGGCACAAAAGCCAGGAUUUCUAAUUCCUUCUCGGUUAAGAAACAUUUCCUGAAAGCUAUUGAAUUAAAUCCUAAAGAUGCUACAUCUAUACAUUCCAUUGGUUAUUGGUGUUUUGUGUUUGCAGACUUGCCCUGGUACACACGUAAACUGGCAGCGGCUCUGUUUGCCACUCCCCCAACCUCAACUUACUCCGAGGCCCUUUAUUACUUUCAACUAGCAGAAGAGGUGGAUCCUGACUUUUAUAGUAUGAAUUUACUGAUGAUUGGUAAAACCCACCUAAGGAUGAAAAAUUAUAUGGCAGCAAAAACAUACCUCCAGAAAGCAAAAGAUUAUCCUGUCCAGACUCCUGAUGACAAAAAGGCACAUGAAGAGGCUAUCCAGUUGCUGAAGAGUAUAGGUUUGAAGGACUAAUAGGGAAGUAAACAGGGACCAGAAAUACUCACACUGAUGAAAAAAUACUCACACUGAUGAACAACUGCCUUAUAAACUUUAUCUGUGGUGGUUUGGAGCAUUAUUUUAACCAUAUGACAUGUCUCAAUGAGACUUUUAUCAAUGUAUUAUGUAUGGAGGUACAAUUAAACUUGAUUGCUGCAAUGGGUUUACAUGUUUCUUAUAAAACUGUAAGUUUGUAAUGAAGCAGCUUAUAUGUGCACAAACUAUCAGAAAAUUAUAUCAGUUACUUCAUAUGUCAACUUUAUAGUAAUACAUCGUGAAGACCUUGAAAUAAAAGAUACCACAGAGUCUGAUACAUUUG
Messenger RNA from Saccostrea cuccullata (small rock oyster), 1301 nucleotides. Its product is annotated as regulator of microtubule dynamics protein 1-like. NCBI's taxonomy places the organism in Eukaryota, Metazoa, Mollusca, Bivalvia, Ostreida, Ostreidae. Gene Ontology annotation, cellular component: mitotic spindle pole; spindle microtubule; cytoplasm. Bases 35 to 958 code for a protein of 307 amino acids. Gene Ontology annotation, molecular function: microtubule binding. The transcript has 9 exons. The record is from RefSeq and is a predicted model, not a curated record.